Messenger RNA from Auanema sp. JU1783, 693 nucleotides. Lineage: Eukaryota; Metazoa; Nematoda; Chromadorea; Rhabditida; Rhabditidae. The record is from the annotation of a GenBank genome assembly.
AUGGACGGGUACUGCCUGCGAUGGGCUGGGAAACAUCGUUCAAUACAAAUGUCACUCUUACAAAAGAAACGUGGUGAACGAGAAUGGCAUCCGAAAACCGUUUCGUUAGAGAGAAAAGUUUUCUUUGUGUUGAACGAUUCGAACCAACUCGUGACUCAUGUGUAUUUCUCAUAUCGUACUAACAUACCGGUUGUUCCCAUCAUAUCUUUGAGGAAGAGAAAGCUGUUUUCUGCUCAGUCAGAAAUUAAAGAAGCCCUCCGUAACCGAACUAAGGCCGAAGCCAAAGCCUAUCUCAGAGACAAUGGGAUUGAUGUUACUACUUACGAGCUCACGAGUGCGUGUCGAACAGUUUCUUCACACAAAAAGACAAAGUUGGGAAGGAAACCCGCGACUGAUCCGUCUAAGUUGUACAAUAUGUUCGCAUGUUCAUCUAAUCAUUUGCAAAAGUUGGAACCAUUGCUGGUUGACAAAGUUGGAGAAAAAGCUACUAUAGUUCAAGUGGUGACUUUUCCAGUUGCUUUUAAACAUUUUGCAGCCCAUCUACCAGAUUUCCACAAGCUCUUGGAGCACAAAAAAAAAAUAGAGCUGAUGAGCCAAAUGAAUGAGAUGGAAAGUGAUGAAGAACUUCGUCGCAUGUUAGCACAAGUCAACUGUUCAGCUGUGACGUUUGCUUCUGAUAUUGAUAUUAAGUAG